UCCAAAACGGAGUAAUUUGAAACCGAUGGAUUACUAGAACAUUUGAAACCUUAGCAAAAAUUAUGAUAGUUCUUCGCCUAGUCCAAAACGGAGCGUUAUAAAGACAAAAAAACUCAUUACAACCGAGCUUUCCCGUCAACGUGAAACCCCAACAAUGGAACCAAAAGACACAGAGAGUGCUUCUUCUAUCUUCAACAGUGUCUCCAUCGCCUCCAUCUUCCUCCUCCUCCUCCUAUGCUUGCUGCUCAACCUUUCUUACAGAGCUGAGGCUCAAGACAGGCCCACCUAUGUGUUCCAUUUCUGCAACGACAGCAGACAGACGGUGUUUUACUCCCCCAACAGCACUUACCAGAGAAACCUCAACACCCUGUUGUCUAAUCUCUCCUCCAAUGCCUCCGAUUAUGUUGGCGGCUUCACCAGUGCCACUGCUGGGCAGGUCCCGCCCGACCAGGUCUAUGGGCUCUUCCUUUGCCGCGGAGAUCAAAGCCAGGCCUCGUGCCGAGACUGCGUUGGCUAUGCAACCCAGGAAAUUCUCCGGAGGUGCCCCACGGAGAAGGACUCCAUCCUAUGGUAUGACCAGUGCAUGCUGACAUAUUCCAAUCAAUCAAUUCUGUCCUACCAGAGGGACAGGCCGGCUAUAGCGCCUGCAAAAGCAACAACCAUAUCAGACCCGGCUCGAUUCAAUAACUUGUUGGAUGAGACACUAAGCAGCCUGAUCCCGAAGGCUGCAAGCGCAGGAAAUAGAUUUGCAGUCGAAAAGGUCAAUUUUACUGUGUCGCAGCCCCUUUACACGCUUGCCCAGUGCACACCCGACUUGACCACAACGGACUGUACGAUGUGCCUACAGAUGACGGUGCAAGGCCUCCAACGAGGAAGACAAGGAGCUAGAUUCAUGAACCCAAGCUGCUACGUUCGGUAUGAGACCAAUCUAUUCUAUAACGAAACCGCUGUAGCCCCGCUGUCGCCCCCUGCUCCUCCUCCAGCCCCAACCCCAACUCCUCCAAGUUUGGUUCCAAGGCCUAAAGGUCAUAAGAUCUCAACAGCAGUAAUUAUUGCCAUUGUUGCUCCCAUUGGUGUCGCGAUCGUGGUUUUCCUCAUCUUGUGUUGUUUGCUGCGAAGGAGUGCAGCAAAGAGACCUGAAGCUGCACAAGAUGCAAGCGUUGUAAAUGAUAUCACGAUUGCUGAGUCCCUACAAUUCGAUUUUGCCGCUAUACAAGCUGCAACUGAGGAUUUCUCCGCCAAUAACAAGUUAGGUGAAGGAGGGUUCGGUGAAGUGUACAAGGGUGUGCUUCCGAGCGGAAAGCACGUAGCUGUAAAGAGAUUGUCUAGGAGUUCCAGGCAAGGUGCCGAAGAAUUCAAGAAUGAGGUCAUGGUGGUGGCCAAGCUUCAGCACAGAAAUCUCGUGCAGCUGCUCGGGUUUUGCCUGGAAGGACGAGAGAAAAUCCUUGUUUAUGAAUAUGUGCCCAACAAGAGCCUCGACUACUUCUUAUUUGACUCGAGGAAAAAGGGACUCUUGGAUUGGUCAAGGAGAUACAAGAUCAUAUCAGGGAUAGCAAGAGGGAUGCUCUAUCUUCAUCAAGAUUCCCAACUCAGGAUAAUUCACCGCGAUCUCAAAACUAGCAAUGUGUUGCUGGAUGCGGAUAUGAACCCGAAGAUUGCAGAUUUUGGAACGGCGAGGAUCUUUGGGGUUGAUCAAACACGAGGAACCACCAAGAGAGUUGUGGGAACAUAUGGUUACAUGCCCCCAGAGUACGCUAUGCACGGACAGUUCUCGGUGAAAUCUGAUGUUUACAGUUUCGGUGUCAUGGUUCUAGAGAUUAUAUCUGGUGAAAAGAACAGCUCCUUCUGUCGAUCUGGCAUUGCGGAUGACCUUCCUAGCUAUGCCUGGAAACACUGGAAGGAUGGGACAGCUAUGGAAGUGCUGGAUCCGAUUCUGAGGGACUCGUGCUCUAGAAGUGAAGUCAUUAGAUGCAUCCACAUGAGCUUACUGUGCCUUCAGGAAGACCCUACUAUUCGGCCCACUAUGGCCACGAUAGCUCUUAUGCUGAAGAGCUAUUCUGUUACUUUACCUGCCAGCCAGCAACCUGCAUUUUUCCUCCAUAGCAGGACUCAAUCCGCAAGCAAACCAAUGUCAGCGUCUGUGAACGAAGUAUUGACUACGGAAGUUGAACCACGGUAGAGGGGAGAUACUAAUGUGUAAUGAGCAAGAUGCGCACGUUAGAAGGGUCAUGAAAUUCGAUGCAUUAUGCAUGGUAAUAUGUCUGAGACUACCCGUGUGUUACGCAGAGUGGCAGAUGCAUGAGAAAAUUAAUGAUGUUCAAUAUAUUUUGUAAACGUGCUUAAAUUUUCGAUAAAUCUUUCCAUUUUUUGAAA
Molecule: messenger RNA, 2373 nt
Organism: Punica granatum (pomegranate)
Lineage: Eukaryota; Viridiplantae; Streptophyta; Magnoliopsida; Myrtales; Lythraceae
Source: RefSeq, a predicted model, not a curated record